UGUUUGGCUUUGGUUUGACAAGUUUCCCUGCAUGAUCAUGGGGGUAAGAGUGAGCAGUUAGUUGACAUUCAAUUAAAAAAAGUUCCAGCUCACGUUGUUCAGGUACACUCUGGAUCUGACGUUUUGGCAAAUGUAGGGACGUGAGAAGUGUUUCUCCUCUGAGCGAUUCUACAGCCAGUCAAGUCUACAUUGGAGCCACACACAAGAGUAAAGAUGAACAGCCUGUCUUUUGACGAUCCUUCGUUGGAUAACCUGGAUCCAACUCUGUCGCUUCAUGAUCCCAACGAUAUUGACACGGCCCUCUUAAGCGACAUUGAUGACAUGCUACAGCUCAUCAACAACCAGGACAUGGAGUUUGGAGGACUGUUUGAUACCACCCCAUAUACAGUGCCCACUCCCACCCAAGAGCUUCCCGGUUUGACCCAGUCCAUCACCUUACCUGCCCCUCCAACCACCACUACCGCACUUCCACCUCCACCUUCCUCUUCCAUCCUAAGCAGUAGCCCCCACUUGGAUGCACUCCUGGGCCCACCCAUCACCCGCAGUUCCUCCACCCCAGACAAGGCCUUCCAGCCACCCACUUUUCAGCAGUCCCCCCUGGCCAAGGUGCCCAACUCCACACAAAGGCCUCAGCCGGCCUCCCCGCCACAGGCCCCGGCCCUCAGACAGCCCCAGGUAGAGCAGCCCCAACCCAUUCUCAGCCCUUCAGCCCCGGCAAAGGCAGCUUCACCUCAUGGCUCGCCAACACCAAACCCACCUUUCACCUCGACGCCCCAGGCCGUCUUCACUGCGCCUGCUCCCACAUCCCCUCCUCAGCCCCAGCCCCAGCCCCAACCGCAGCAGCAGGCACUUCAUGUCCAGCCUCAGUCCCAACAGAUCCGAAUCAACUACAGCCCUCAGAGCAGCUACACAACUACCAGUCCCAGUAGUGUGAGCCAACCAACCACCCUCCUGUCCUCCUCACCUCCGAGUGUGCAGCCGGUGACCAUCCAGGCUCAGAUCCAAGGGCUGACCACCACGUCUCCUCUCCUGGCCACGUCAGUGAGCCCGCCUGUUCAAACCAUCGCACCCAACGUACAGCAAGUACAACAAGUACAACAAGUACAACAACUACAGCAAGUACCUGUGUUGCUGCAGCCGCAGUUCAUCAAGGCGGAGUCUCUGCUGCUGACUACUACUAUGGCUUCUUCCACAUCCCUGGCCUCCACCACCCCAGUACAGAGCACUUCACUGCAGCGAUCUUUCCCCUUCCAGGCCUUUAUGGGUGGUGGCACCAUCCUGACCACUGUGCCCGUCAUGGUGGACACUGAUAAGCUGCCCAUCAACCGCAUCGCCAUCAGCGGCAAGCCGUUUGGCCAGCCACCCAAGGGAGAGAAGCGCACAGCCCACAACGCCAUUGAGAAGCGUUACCGUUCCUCUAUUAAUGACAAAAUCCUCGAGCUCAAAGAUCUGGUGGCUGGUUCCGAUGCCAAGCUCAACAAGUCUGCAGUGCUGAGGAAAGCCAUCGACUACAUCCGUUACCUGCAGUCGACCAACCAGAAGCUCAAACAGGAGAACAUGGCUUUUAAAAUGGCUGCCCAGAAAAACAAGUCUCUUAAGGACCUGGUUGCCAUGGAGGUCGAUGGACCGGCUGAUGUGAAGAAUGAGCUGCCCACCCCACCUGCUUCUGACGUGGGCUCCCCCACCUCUUUCUCACACUGUAGCAGUGACUCAGAGCCCGACAGUCCGAUGGUGGAGGACACAAAGCAGCCUACUGUGGGCAUCAUGGACAAAUCCACAGCAGGAGGCAGCGCUGGCGGCAUGUUGGACCGCUCCCGCAUGGCGUUGUGCACUUUCACCUUCCUCUUCCUCUCUCUCAACCCUCUGGCUGCCCUGCUCUGCUCCGCCGGCAGCAGCACAGCUGGAAGCUCCGCAGCCUCACAUCACACAGGAAGGAGCGUCCUGGGUGUGGAUAUCGCAGCGGAGUCGUGGGGCUGGAUGGACUGGAUGCUGCCAACCUUACUGGUGUGGCUGGUGAACGGUAUUCUGGUGUCGGGGGUUCUGGUCCGACUGCUGGUGUAUGGAGAGCCUGUAACCAGACCACACUCUGGAUCCUCUGUUUUGUUCUGGAGGCACCGCAAGCAGGCUGACCUGGACCUGGCUAGAGGAGAUUUUGCCCAGGCCAGUCAGAACCUGUGGACUUGUCUAAAGGCUCUUGGUCGUCCCUUACCCAUCUCCCAGUUGGACCUGGCCUGUUCUGCCCUCUGGUCCCUGCUAAGAUUCUGCCUCCAGCGCCUCUGGGUGGGCCGCUGGUUGGCUGCCAGGGCUGGAGGGCUGCGGUCUGACGGCCCCCUGAAGGAAGAUGCCUGCAAAAGCAGCCGGGACGCAGCCCUGGUUUACCACCGCCUCCACCAGCUUCACAUGACAGGUAAGCUGAAUGGCAGCCACCUAUCAGCAGUGCACAUGGCUCUAAGUGCAGUGAACUUGGCAGAGUGUGCUGGCUCCUGUCUGCCUGUUGCCAGUCUGGCUGAGGUCUACGUGUCUGCAGCUCUACGGGUCAAAGCCAGCAUGCCAAGGAUCCUGCAUUUUACUUCUCGUGUUUUCCUGAGCAGCGCUCGCCAGGCCUGCCUGUCGUCCAGUGGCAGCGUUCCUCCAGCUAUGCAGUGGCUGUGUCACCCACUCGGUCAUCGCUUCUUUGUGGAUGGGGAUUGGGCUAUUCGCAGCACUCCUAAAGAAAGCAUCUAUAGCCAGGCGGGCAAUACUGUGGAUCCUCUGGCCCAGGUGACUCAGGCCUUCAGGGAACACCUCCUGGAGAAAGCUCUGUACUGUGUGGCUCAGCCUCACGGAGAGAAAAGCCCCAACCAGGGAGAAGGGGAGUAUGCCGAUGCUCUGGAGUAUCUCCAGCUGUUGAUAAGUGCAUCAGAUGCGGCUGGUGCCACCUCCCAGUCCUUUGCCAUCGGCUCCAACAUGGCCACUGUGACCGGCUGCGACCCCCACUCAAAGUGGUGGUCCUCGGUUACCGUGGUGAUCAUCAAUUGGCUCCAAGGAGAUGACGCCGCGGCGGAGCGGCUGUACCCAACUGUUGAGCACCUGCCGCGCAGCCUGCAGAACGCAGAGAGUCUUCUGCCCAAGGCGUGUCUGAACACAUUCAGGGCAGUGAGGGCUCUGCUGUCCAAGCCUGAAAACUGCCAGCUGAGUCUGAGUUACAGCGACAAGGCCAGCGUUCUGCUUCGUGACAGCCUCAACCUCGGACCACACUGCCACAGCUCCAGUUUAGACAAGGUCGUCCAGUUGCUCUUGUGUGAUCUCCUGUUGGUGAUGAGGACCAAUGUGUGGCGCCUGCAGCAGCAGGGGGCCGGUCCUGCCGGGUCAGGGUUGGUGGGUACCAGCGGUCCUGCAGGGGUCCACCAGGCCUCCCCACCAGAGCUCCAGGGCUUUCAGCAAGAUCUCAGCUCCCUACGAAAACUGGCACACAGCUUCAGGCCUGCAAUGCGGAGAUUGUUCCUCCAUGAAGCUACAGCCAGGCUGAUGGCGGGGGCCAGUCCCACCCGCACACAUCAGCUCCUGGAUCGUUCGCUGCGACGCAGGGCAACACCUGGAGCCAAAACAGAGGAGUGCGAGACGCGGCCGGGCCAGCGGGAGCAGGCAGAGGCUGUGAUGCUGGCGUGCCGCUACCUCCCUCCCUCCUUCCUGUCGGCUCCCGGCCAAAGGGUGGGCAUGCUGGCAGACGCUGCCCGCACCCUGGAGAAGCUGGGAGACAAGAGGACCCUCCACGACUGCCAGCAAAUGAUCAUCAAGCUGGGCAGCGGCACUACUGUCACCAACAGCUAGAGAGCAGAGAGGUUGGGGAGGGGCUGAGAGACAUGUAUGGACACUGUAUAUAGAAACACCUCUGAGAUACAAAAACACACAGACAAAAAAGAAAAACUCAGCAGAGACACAGCCACACAUUCUCUGGCAUUUCUGGCGUGCAGCUAUUUCAUUUCAGAUUUAGUAAACUAUCCAGAUUCAUAUCAAACCGAAUGAUUUUUCUCAUGGACUGCCAACACCUAAUCUCCACAUCAGGACGCACUGUGUGUGUAGAGUUAACACUCUUGUUGCUAUGGAUUAUUAGCAGAAUAAUGGAAAAAUGUUCUAAUGAGAUUAAUCCCCCCUCGAGAGCACGGCUGCAGUGCCACCGUUUGACCACAGUGAGGAGCCGUCACGUCCUCUGUGUGUGUGUGUGUGUGUGUGUGUGUGUGUGUGUGUGUGUGUGUGUGUGUGUGUGUGUGUGUGUGUGUGUGUGUGUGUGUGUGUGUGUGUGUGUGUGUGUGUGUGUGUGUGUCUGUGUCUGUGUCUGUGUCUGUGUCUGUGUCUGUGUCUGUGUCUGUGUCUGUGUCUGUGUCUGUGUGUGUGAUGAAAGAGAUGUUUGCCCUGCACUUAUUCAGUCCCACUCUGAUCUUUUCAAUAUAAAUGCACCUUAAGCGGGAGUGCUCAGUGGGUUGGAGUGGCGGGCUGCUCUGAUUGGCCGCAGAGUGAGGCGUCUCUUGGUCGUGGAGGAAAAGGACUCGAUUGGUCCGCCCAUGGGCUCGUUCAGUGGGAAGCCACUGCGCCGGGUCAAAAAGUGUUAAAGUUGAUCUAAAUCAUGUUUGACUUGUGAAACCUGAGGAGAGGUGAUCCACUGUCCAAGCUCCAUGUGUCAAUCUGCACUAGCCCUGCAAGGCUGAUUUCAUUGAGAUAAAUCGAAAUGUGGCUUUAUGGAGAUAUUUUCAUAGAGAUUAUUAUUUGUUUUGCCGUGUACAUAUUUUAAAAUGUAUUUAUAAUCUGUAAGAACAUGGAUCAAGAAGUAUUUUGCAAAGCAGAGUAAUGAUGCUUAUUUUCUUCCCCUAAACCAAGUUUAUUUGGUAACUUUUCUCCAGGCCCAUAUAAUGAAGUUACUGUAAUGUGUUGCCAUGGCAAUGGGUGUCAAAACUGAGUGCAAGUUAUUUGCGUCACACCGUCUGACUCAAUUGACCUUUUGCACUGUUGCACAUGUAUGCAGCUACGAUUUUUUUCUUCAUAUUGGCAGCCUCCAGUUCUGGCAUCACAAAUAUUAAACGCUAUAAAGUGAACCUAUGGCACUUUCCCAACAAGUUACAUAAUGCAAAACAUUUCAAAAUAAUGUGUUUAUUUUCCAAAGAGGGCCUGUAGUGAAACUGGUUUUCCUUUUUAGCUCCAUCAUGAAGAGCAACACUUGCUCUUUCAGUCAUCAUAAUUUAAUGUUCCUAGAGAACCACACGUUGUUGAUUUUUACAGGACUUUUAAAAAAAGAACGUUGGCAUGUGUUUUUUGUUUCAGGACGGGUAUGUUUUUUAAAGUGUCACUAAUGUGAAAGACUGAAAGAGGAUGGAAUGAGACAUAGCAAUGUCUAAAGUUGUUAUUCAUGUGUUCUUUAAACUUUUACAUAUUCUCUUCUCUUUAUGAUGUAAAUAUUAAAGCAUUUUGUAAGGAAGGA
Messenger RNA from Eleginops maclovinus (Patagonian blennie), 5452 nucleotides. RefSeq names its product sterol regulatory element binding transcription factor 1 (gene srebf1). The record is from RefSeq and is a predicted model, not a curated record. Gene Ontology annotation, biological process: regulation of transcription by RNA polymerase II. The transcript is spliced from 19 exons. Gene Ontology annotation, molecular function: protein dimerization activity; DNA-binding transcription factor activity, RNA polymerase II-specific; RNA polymerase II cis-regulatory region sequence-specific DNA binding. Gene Ontology annotation, cellular component: nucleus. NCBI's taxonomy places the organism in Eukaryota, Metazoa, Chordata, Actinopteri, Perciformes, Eleginopidae. Bases 214 to 3810 code for a protein of 1198 amino acids.